Messenger RNA from Megalobrama amblycephala (Wuchang bream), 2300 nucleotides. RefSeq names its product X-ray repair complementing defective repair in Chinese hamster cells 6 (gene xrcc6). The record is from RefSeq and is a predicted model, not a curated record. Gene Ontology annotation, molecular function: damaged DNA binding; telomeric repeat DNA binding; DNA helicase activity. The transcript is spliced from 12 exons. Gene Ontology annotation, biological process: double-strand break repair via nonhomologous end joining; telomere maintenance; cellular response to gamma radiation. Lineage: Eukaryota; Metazoa; Chordata; Actinopteri; Cypriniformes; Xenocyprididae. Bases 222 to 2054 code for a protein of 610 amino acids. Gene Ontology annotation, cellular component: Ku70:Ku80 complex; nucleus.
GUCUUGCCAUUGGUUCUUGCUGUUCAAUACUCGCCUCUGAUACGCUAGUGGAGCUGUCACUCAAAUUGUGGCGCACUGGAUGCAUGCGCGGUAGGGAAUCAAAGUUCUCUUGUUCAAAGGAGAAAAGUGCCUGAUCCUAAGUUUAAGAAAAAUUGUUUAGUUUUCCCCCAGCUGUAUUUAAAAAGCAACACUGACACGGUUCUUAGAGAAAGUAAAGAGUAAUGGCGGACUGGGGAGAGUACUAUCGAAACGAAGACGAUGAAGUUGAGCAGGACGAGGAAGACUCUGGAGGUGAUUACAAAAUCAGUGGCCGUGACAGCCUGGUGUUUUUGGUUGAUGCAUCCAAAGAGAUGUUCAUCAAGGGUGAGGAUGGAGAGCCAUCAAAUUUUGACAUGACUAUGCAGUGUGUGCGCAGUGUGUACACUAGUAAGAUCAUAAGCAGUGACAAAGAUCUGGUCGCUUUGGUGUUCUAUGGGACUGAGCAGAGCAAGAACCCCAGAAACACCUUCAAGCAUGUCUACAUUUACCACGACUUGGAUUCUCCUGGAGCUCAGCGUGUACAGGAUAUUGAUAAACUGCAGGGUGAGAAAGGAGCUCAGUUGGCUGAAAAGACCCUGGGCAGUGGGGAAACUUCCCUCGGAGAGGCUCUAUGGUGCUGCUCCAACCUUUACAGUGACAUCAAGUUGCGACUGUCACACAAGCGCCUCAUGAUCUUCACAUGCAGGGAUGACCCUCACGGAGGAGACGCCGCUAAAGACAGACAGGCUCGUACAAAAGCUUCUGACCUUAAAGAGACAGGUGUGGUCAUAGACUUGAUGCACCUCACAAAGCCUGGAGGGUUCGAUGUUUCCCUGUUCUUUUGUGAUAUUGUAAGCCCUCCAGAAGAUGAAAGUGAGCUUGGCGUCCAGGUUGAGCCCUGCAGGAAACUCGAGGACUUGAAGAAGAGGGUCAGAGCUAAAGAGUUGAAGAAAAGAGCUCAAAGCAGGUUAACAUUCUCGCUCGGAGAAGGUGUCAAUCUGGCAAUCGGUGUAUAUGUGUUGGCCAGGACUGCCACCAAACCUCCUGCCGUCAGACUUUACAGAGAUACUAAUGAACCUGUGCGCACUAAAACCCGUUACUUCCACACCCACAAUGGGGGCAUACUUUUGCCAAAUGAUAUGAAGAGGGCACAGGUUUAUGGGAAGAAACAGAUUGUGAUGGAAAAGGAUGAGGUGGAUGAGAUUAAGAAGUUUGAUGAUCCAAAUUUGGUGCUGAUGGGGUUUAAGCCCAUGGACCGCCUCAAACUGCACCAUCAUUUACGACCUGCACUCUUCAUAUACCCUGAGGAGGAGCAGAUAGCAGGGAGCUCCUGUAUGUUUACAGCUCUGCUUCUGAAGUGCAGUGAAAAAAAUGUAUUUGCAUUGUGCAGAUACAUCCCUCGUCGUAACACUCCACCUAGGUUUGUAGCACUAGUUCCCCAAAGAGAGGAGCUGGAUCAGAGUCAAACCCAGGCAACACCUCCAGGCUUCCAUGUGAUAUUUCUUCCCUUUGCUGAUGAUAUACGCACUGUGGAUGCUCACGAGGGUCCCACAGCCUCCGAUGAGCAGGUGGACAAGAUGAAAGAGAUUGUGCACAAGCUCCGCUUUAAAUACAGGAGUGAUUCAUUUGAAAACCCAAUGCUGCAACAGCACUACAGGAAUCUGGAGGCUUUGGCUCUUGAUAUGCUCGCACCUGAGCCCAUUGAGGAUCUGACAAUGCCCAAGGUAAAUAUGAUAGAUGAUCGUCUUGGCCCACUGGUUCAGGAGUUCAAAGAUUUAGUCUAUCCUCCUGAUUAUAACCCAGAAGGGAAGCCUGCAGCUAAACGCAAACCUGCUGAAUCUGGUGGUGGUGGUGCUGAAAAGAAGCCCAAAGUUGAGAUGUCUGAGGAAGAGCUGAAAAACCUUGUCGCAAAGGGCACCUUGGGCAAACUGACAGUUCCUCUGCUAAAAGAUGCAUGCAAGCAGUUUGGAAUACGUACAACAGGAACCAAGAAACAGGAGCUUAUAGAUGCCCUGACCAUGCAGCUCUCUAAAUAAGCUAAUGUUCUUAAAGCCUUGCCCGUAUUUGGGGGGAAAAACAUGACACCUUGAUUCCAUACUUGUUCAUAACAUAAAUACAGAAAGAUUUGUAUGUCUGCGCAUUUUAAGUCACUGUCAUUUUGAGUCAGUCUUGCCUAUCUAGUGCACGUCACAUAUAAUUUCGUUCAGCAUUGACUGUUAUCAUAACAUAUGCAAUAAAAGCUUGAAAUUUGUAGUUCUGACAGCAUUAAACAUCUUAUUUCA